AUGACGUUGUUCACACCUGUCAAGGCAACGGUGCCUACGACUACUGCCCGAGAAAGACCAAGCCGAGGGCUACCGUCCAAUCUCAUGAACUUCUGCACUCCAUCGAAGCCAAAUCAUUUUGAAGACUCAGAUGAUGAUGAUUACCCGAACACAGCCAUUAAGCACAGGUCUAACAAGCAAGGCAUGGCGACUCCGGCUACCGUCAAUGAAAGUCCACUUUCUUCAGCAGAGAGUGUGAGUAGUAGUCCAAAUUUGAUGUCGAUUUCAUCGCAAGACGACAGUUUGGUGUCAGCAGCUGGAAUUCCGAAGCGUCUUGGCUUCGACAAACCAACACAAAUAUCUUUCGACGAAAAAUCAGACUCUUCCUCUUCUCGUGCCAACUAUCUUGUUUUGGCUUUUGCACUCAUACUCUUGCGUCUGAUAUGGCUAGAGAGUAGUUCAGUCAAGGCCAACAUUCGCCUUUCUCCAGGAAUCACAAGAUUUGAAAGCUUUGAAGAUUAUCAACAAGCUUCAGUGAGGCAAUUUGAGAUGCCUGAAACUGAAGGUAUGGAUCAACUGCCAAAUAUCAACGACUUGAAGUUUUACAAGCUAGAACAAGACGAAUCUGGUACGUUCCUUCGCUCCAUUGAAGGAAAAGAGCUAUUGGGUCCACCCCGCCCAUUCUCCCGUAGAUGGAUGAAGCAAAAAGGAACACAGAUCAAGGAGACUAGGGCAUUUCUAAAGGAAAAAAGUGUAGUUCUAAAGGAAAAGAGCGAAAGUGGUAUCUCUGAAGUAUUGCAGGAAGAUCACAUUUUGAUAUGA
This is a messenger RNA of Cylindrotheca closterium, 801 nucleotides long. The record is from the annotation of a GenBank genome assembly. Lineage: Eukaryota; Bacillariophyta; Bacillariophyceae; Bacillariales; Bacillariaceae.